AUGCGGCCAAAUGAAACGUGGCAUCAGUCCAUGAAGUCAGCUCCCAAAUGCCCUAGUAUGGCCGCGAGCGGGGUGGGUUCGCCCUUCCCCUCGAAAUACUCUCAUACGGCCACGCUUAUACAGCCUCUGCCAGGGAAGUCCUACUCACUGUCUUCUCGUGGCGGGGGUGUUGUUUACGAAAAUGAGAUGAAAAGCGAAUGCCCG
This is a messenger RNA of Schistosoma margrebowiei, 204 nucleotides long. The record is from the annotation of a GenBank genome assembly. NCBI's taxonomy places the organism in Eukaryota, Metazoa, Platyhelminthes, Trematoda, Strigeidida, Schistosomatidae.